AAGAAAAAUAUUAGAAAAAAAGUAGGCGAAAAAGCAAGAAGCUCAACUGUUAUGAUGGCUCGUGUCCUCGAUAAAAAAUAAAAUAAAAAAGCUUGGAUAAAAUGAGAAUAUAAAAAAAAAAAAAAAAAGAAGAAAAAAACAAGAGUCGAUUGUUACUGUCGCUCGGUAAAGAGCGGAAAAGUGUGUCUUCGUCUUGGACAGGUAACGGCAGGUUGAGUGGCCCGUCAUUGAUGUUCCAUCCUUACUUAUUUUUCCCGAUUCACACUCAUACGCCCACGCUGGCUAUUGAUUUUCCACGCUUCUCUUUCCGCUGAUGGUCCGACGGUCCUAUUGCGCACGUAGAGUUGCACACACAGUUCUGGGGAGAGAGUGAGAGAGGAAAAUUGCUCGAGGGAGAGUGUGCGAGCGCCGCCGAGUGAGCAGGGAGAGGGUGUUCCCCGCGCAUCUUCUCGUCGCAACUCGAGAAAUAAUCAAACUCUCCCCAAUAAGAAACCUAACGCCCCGAGGCCUCGAGCAAACGGUUUGCGUGUGUGAGUCUCUCUACGAACGUGAUAAUCUUUGGAUCAACGAAAACUCCUGGUUUUAUAAAAGCUGACGAGAAGCAGCAGCACCAGCUACAAACAUUCGGGGCAUGAAUUAAGACACUGCUGGAACGAGGAGUCCUGCAAGAAGCCAAAUAUUCACUGUGAAAGGAGGAAAGAAAUAGAAGCGAAGUGAAGUCCUCGCGGCAAGUACGAAAGCACGGACAGAAUCGUACUCCUUCUGCAGAUAUUUUGUUACGGAUCUCCUGGCGCAAGGGACGAGUUAUCUCGUCGAAAACAAGGACGAAUUUUGCCGAGGGGAAAGAGAAAGCGGAUCGGAGUCGAAGGAUGAACGUUGAAGUGGAACAAGUCGUCGGCAGGACUCGCUAACUCGGUGAAGUGAGGAAAAUUGAGUGAAGUUCGUUGGCAGAGUUGGAAAAGUGCGUUUCCACCAACGCGUGUGCUCCUCGAAGGCUCGUUUCUUACCGGUGACAGCAGGUGGAGGGGUUCUCAGGCUGAUAUAUAGUCGUCGGUUUUGAGAGGGUGAGCAGCAGCAGCAGCAGCAGCAGCGGUUCGUCGAUAAAGUGCAAACCUUCCGCCUCGUCGUGGCUGCUCCGACGAGAAUGACGUCCGGAUAAAAGGGAGCAGAGCGAUCAUUGGAGCUCGACAGGACUGGAGCACCUCGCGGUGAAUUUACGUAGCAACGCAUUAUGCUGGCCUUCCGUCAGUUCACGAAGAAUCGUUCGUCAGGAACGAGCACUCGGAUCCUUCACCUCGCCAGAUAGACCGACAGCGGAGCGUUCCUUCAACCGGAUCAUCGAGCCAACGACUCGCUCCCUCGUUUCGCCGUGCCCGCUCGCUUCCUGGGGAAGUGCAUCGCUCGCGAAUCCGACCGGAAGUUCGCGGAUAAACGCUCGCAACGAAUCCUCGCUCCCGCGAGCCGCUCAUCCGCGGACGAAUCGUCCCCCGAGCUUCAAAUCUCUUCCCCGAGCGCAAAACUCCGACGGAAAAAGCCUCGGCUCAUCCUCGAGCCCCGAACGGAGCGGCGAGACUCCUCACGAACCGCGGACGCAUCCUCAGUGCAACCGGAGACCCCGUUCAACGGGGCUUUGAAAAGCAAUCACGGCAGAUGUCAGGAUGCCGGAACAGAGCAACGACUAUCGCGUCGUCGUUUUUGGCGCCGGUGGUGUUGGCAAAAGUUCGCUCGUACUCCGAUUCGUCAAAGGAACUUUUCGCGAAUCUUACAUUCCGACUAUCGAGGACACUUAUAGACAGGUAAUAAGCUGCAACAAAAAUAUUUGCACUCUUCAAAUUACGGACACAACGGGGUCCCAUCAGUUUCCCGCAAUGCAGCGACUCUCUAUAAGCAAAGGUCACGCUUUCAUCCUGGUUUACUCGGUCUGCUCGCGGCAGAGCCUCGAAGAGCUUCGACCAAUAUGGGCUGUCAUACGAGAGUUGAAGGGACAGGACAUUUCGCAAAUUCCUAUUAUGCUGGUUGGCAACAAGUGCGACGAGAGUCCCUCGGUGCGCGAGGUCCCGAUGACCGAGGGAGCCGCGGAGGCGGCUAAUUGGGGCUGCGGUUUUCUCGAGACAUCGGCCAAGACGAAUCACAACGUAAAUGCGCUUUUCCGCGACCUACUGACGCUCGAGAAAAAUCGUUCGGUGUCGUUGCAACCGGUGCAGAGCAACAACGCGAUAAGCCUUAAGGAAAAAUGUGCCGUUAUGUAAAGAUAAAAGGAGAGGACGGAGCAGAGGCGAGGGACGAAGAAAAGGGAGGCGAGAAGGAGGAGAAGAAAAGACGUGUACUUAUCGAUUGUCAUUACGAUUAUUAUUCCGAUUGAUAUAUUAUCAUUAUUAUUGUUAUGAAACGCAUACGUUUAUAUGAGCGUACGCGCGUGCAUGUACAUAAAAUUUAAUAGAAAUUAAGGGGCGACACGAUCGCUCGGUUUCGUAUCGUUUCAA
Messenger RNA from Venturia canescens, 2483 nucleotides. Its product is annotated as GTP-binding protein Di-Ras2. Bases 1659 to 2249 code for a protein of 196 amino acids. The record is from RefSeq and is a predicted model, not a curated record. Gene Ontology annotation, cellular component: plasma membrane. Gene Ontology annotation, biological process: signal transduction. Gene Ontology annotation, molecular function: GTP binding; GDP binding; GTPase activity. NCBI's taxonomy places the organism in Eukaryota, Metazoa, Arthropoda, Insecta, Hymenoptera, Ichneumonidae. The transcript has 4 exons.